Protopolystoma xenopodis is the source of this 1020-nucleotide messenger RNA. NCBI's taxonomy places the organism in Eukaryota, Metazoa, Platyhelminthes, Monogenea, Polystomatidea, Polystomatidae. The record is from the annotation of a GenBank genome assembly.
AUGACGGCCAGAAUCCCGGCCGUUGGGAUUGACUUGGGCACCACCUAUUCCUGUGUUGCUGUUUUCGAGCAUGGAAAAGUUGAAGUAAUCGCCAAUGACCAGGGCAACCGAACAACCCCUAGUUGUGUUGCUUUCACUAGUAAUGAACGUUUAGUUGGCGAGGCAGCAAAAAACCAGGCUGCUACUAAUCCAGCUAACACGGUCUUCGAUUCCAAACGCUUCAUUGGACGUCGCUGGGAGGAGCCUUGUGUUCAGGAGGAUGCCAAGCACAUGCCCUUCAUGUUGACCAAUAAUAAUGGACGGAUUAAGGUGCAGGUUAUAUAUAAGAACGAAACCCGACUGUUUUAUCCCGAAGAGAUAUCCUCCAUGGUGUUAACAAAAAUGAAAGAGACGGCCGAAGCCUAUUUAGGAGUAACUGUCUCGGAGGCAGUGAUUACAGUGCCUGCUUAUUUCAGUGAUAGCCAACGUCAGGCGACCAAGGAUGCCGGCAUCAUCGCUGGACUUAACGUUCUGCGCAUUAUAAAUGAGCCGACUGCCGCCGCCAUCGCAUAUGGUCUCGACAAAAACAUCAAAGAUGAGCGCGUUGUCCUCGUCUUUGAUUUAGGUGGGGGGACCUUUGAUGUAUCUGUUCUUGUUAUAGAAAAUGGCAUAUUUGAAGUGUAUGCGACUGCCGGAGAUACUAGGCUAGGCGGUGAAGACUUUGACGAUAGGAUGGUGGACUAUUUCAUUAAGGAGUUUCAAAAAAAGUAUGGCAAGGAUAUCACAUCUAAUAAGAGAGCAGUUCGUCGUCUCAGAACGGCAUGUGAACGUGCCAAAAGGACGCUCAGUUCUAGUGCACAGGCCAACAUAGAGGUAGAUUCUCUGUAUAAUGGCGUAGACUUCUAUACAACAAUAAGCAGGGCACGAUUCGAAGAGCUCAAUUCAGACUUGUUUAAGGCCACAUUAAUCCCGGUAGAAAAGGCCCUUAAGGGUGCCAACAUCCACAAGGAGGCUGUCGAUGACAUAGUUAUCGUGGGAGGC